Messenger RNA from Clupea harengus (Atlantic herring), 3713 nucleotides. It is a transcript of the gene znf598, whose product is annotated as zinc finger protein 598. Gene Ontology annotation, molecular function: ubiquitin protein ligase activity; ribosome binding. Gene Ontology annotation, biological process: rescue of stalled cytosolic ribosome; protein ubiquitination. Lineage: Eukaryota; Metazoa; Chordata; Actinopteri; Clupeiformes; Clupeidae. The record is from RefSeq and is a predicted model, not a curated record.
CUGUUACGUAAACAGGUGCAUCGUCGUCAGCCACCCUCCCAACACAAACUUAGCGUAACUAGCCAACAACGCAAUCUUGAGAGACCUCACAUUCUCGGGUUUUCACCGCUAAUACAAGUCUGCAAACCUAUACAUUCGUAAUUCGUGCCUUUAUAUCAUGGAAUCAACAUCUAUGAAAGAAACCGAACGCACGUGUGUGCUCUGCUGUCAAGAUAUCGACAUUUUCGCUUUAGGAAAAUGUGAUCACCCGGUGUGCUACCGUUGCUCAACCAAGAUGAGGGUGCUAUGUGAGCAAAAAUACUGCGCCGUGUGCCGGGAGGAACUUGACAAGGUUAUUUUUGUCAAGAAACGCCAACCUUUUUUAUCACUUUCAACUGAUCAGCUCCAGUGUGAGAAUGACAUCUAUUUCAGUGAUACCAAGAUCUAUGCACAGUAUCGGCGGAUUUUGCUAUCCGAGUGUCCACAGUGUCGGGAACCAAAGGUUUUUUCUAAAUUUGAAGAGUUGGAACAACACAUGAGAAAACAGCAUGAACUAUUUUGCUGUAAAAUCUGUGCCAGGCACUUGAAGAUAUUUUCAUAUGAGAAAAAGUGGUACAAUCGCAAAGACUUGGCUCGACAUCGAACGCAAGGGGACCCAGAUGACACAUCCCACCGAGGUCACCCCUUGUGUAAAUUUUGUGACGAGCGCUACUUGGACAAUGACGAGCUCCUCAAACACCUGCGGAGAGAUCACUAUUUCUGCCAUUUCUGCGAUGCAGAUGGAGCCCAAGAGUACUACAGCGAUUAUCAGUACCUCAUGGAGCAUUUCCGGGAGAGCCAUUACCUUUGCGAGGAGGGCCGCUGCAGCACAGAGCAGUUCACUCACGCCUUUCGCACUGAGAUCGACUACAAAGCCCACAAGGCUGGAGCCCACAGCAAGAACCGGGCCGAGGCUCGCCAGAACCGGCACAUCGACCUGCAGUUCAGCUAUGCCCCUCGCCAGCAGAGGAGAAAUGGUGGAGAUCCUAACAGAGAUGGUCAAAUUGGCACUGAGGAUUACGAGGAGGUGGAUCGUUUCAAUAGACGAGCAGGCCGAGGACGAGCCCCAGGAACACAGCAAAAUAUGAGGAAGAGCUGGAGAUACAACCGAGAGGAGGAGGAGAGGGAGAUGGCCGCCGCACUCCAGGCCUCACUGGCCACCCGAGGACCGGAGGAGCGAGGGCCCCCUCCGGACAGAGGCCCGCAGAAACCCCGAGAGAGGGUAGACCCAGAGGAGAUGAGAAACGCCAGAGGCACUGCAAAACUGCCCAGUGAAGCACAAGGUCGACCAGCGGUAGGAAACAUUGCACUUACAGGAGGUGACUUCCCUGUUCUGGGGAACCCUCCGCCUGGUACAAGCAGCUCAAUCAAACCUGCUCCAGUCAAUCUGAAGGAGGAUGAUUUCCCCAGCCUCUCUACCGUGAAGCAUUCUUCACCGAUGACUCCCGCCUACAGUGCACCACCCCGAAGCAAGUCAUCCUUCCAGGAGGAAGACUUCCCAGCCCUCAUCUCCAAAAUCAAACCCAGGAAACCGCCCGAAAGCACGCGGUCGGCAUGGGCCAAUGCCGGAGGCAAGCCGGCGGCGCCCAGCAAAACCCCCAGCGCUCCCCCUGUGUCUGCCCCCAUCUCCUUGAGUGGCCCUCAGCCCCUCAUGCCCUCCUCCUCGUCAUCCUCUUCCUCCUCCUCUUCAUCCAAACGCAAGAAGAAGCUUGGUACUGCCGAGGGUCCCAAAGCCGCCACCCUGAAAGUCAAGUCACCGUGUUCGUCGGACGAGGACGAUCCCCGGCCGGGCAAGACGGUCCAGAAGGUCCAGCCGGUGCCCACUAUGCUGGACAUCUCCUCGCUCCUGACGGUGAAGGCCGGCGCGGUCCCCCAGCCCAGCGCCAAGGUGGGCAAGAAGAAGAAGCUGUCCGCCCCCGCUUCCUCCGGUGCUCCCGGGGCUCCAACCGACCUGGGCGAAAUGGCGUCCAGUGCUGCUCACAAAGAGAAUGUACCGCAAAGCAAGCCGCCGCCGGACACCAGCGCCCCCAAAGCUUCUGCACUGAACCCCAACACUCCAGCGGGGGUGCCCAAGUCAAGCGCUCUGAUGAACGGCUACACGGAAUGGACCGUGGUGCAGAACAGCGGCCAUGUGAUGGCCCCGACCGAGCAGCCUCCUCCUGUCAAACCACUGCCAGCGUCAGACCCGGCACCCCUUCCUGUGGAAGAGGAUUUUCCCGCCCUCAUCUCCAAAAAGCCUCCACCUGGAUUCAAAAGCGCCUUCCCCUUGAAGAGUGCCCACACUGGGCCCCCGCCUCCACCGCCAGGGCUGGGGGGUGUAGCAGCCAUGGUCACCAAACCUCCUCCUGGAUUUACAGGCGUUCCUCUGAACAGUAAUGUUGUGGAGCCUGCUCCUGCUCCUGCUCCUGCUGCCAAUCGACCAACACAGUCUCUCGGGACCUACCUCAGACCUGAGAAUUUCCAUAAGAGGAACAUGGACCUGAUUCAGUCUAUUAAAGUCUACCUUCAGGAUGAUGAGUCAAAGUUCAACGAGUUUAAGAAUUACUCUGGCCAAUUCCGACAGGGUGUGAUCUCAGCAGCCCAGUACCACAAGAGCUGCCAGGAGCUGCUGGGCGACAACUUCAACAGGGUGUUAAACGAGCUGCUGGUGCUGCUGCCGGACACGCACAAGCAGCAGGAGCUCCUCACUGCCCACGGGGACUUCAAGGCCCAGGAGAAGCAGCAAGGCGGGGCCGCCAAGGCCAAGAAGAACAAAAAGAAGACGGCCUGGCAGACCAGCUCUCCCAGCCUGGGACCCGAGCUGGACUGCCAGGUCUGCCCCACCUGUAGGCAGGUGCUGGCCCAGAAGGACUUCAACUCCCACAAGACCUUACACAUGGGGGGAGACGACGACUUCCCCUCUUUGCAGGCCAUCAGCAAGAUCAUCAGCUAAGUCUUUGCCUGCGCUCACAUGCACAGCCACAGCCACAGCUACAGCUACAGCCACAGCCAGCUCUGUCUGCUAGUCCAGAUGACCGGAGCAACUCCAGCGUGUUUUAUGAGGCUUGAGAAGAAUGAUUGAUUGAUUGAUUGAGUGCUUCUACCAGUGAGGGUGUGAUGUUGGUGUGAGAGUGAGUGGGGAAUGUGAGCCUGUGUUGGAGCCUGGGAAAUGUAGGCCCUAUGUUACAGAUACCUGACCAGUCCAGGGUACUCCAUUUCCCCUUCCAAACACGCAGGACUAACACUUUUUGUUAUUUAAGCAAGACGAGUCAUUACUUGAACAUUUUUGAGAGCUAAUGCAAGUAAUCUGUAAUUUUUCUAAAGCCCGCAUGGUUUAAUCGAUGCUAAUCUUGCUAUUUGCAUCAGGGGCUGGAUUUUAAACAGGGGAAUUUGUCACCCAAAUGUUAUUAGUUUCGAACGAAAAGGGUGGCAAGAUUAGCUGGUUGUUAAUUUCAGUCCUUAAGUCUUUUCAAUUUGCUUCCAUUGAUUUUUUUUUUUUUCUUUUCUUUUCUAAAUAUGUUUAAUUUUUGAAAGAAUUUUAUCAAGUUUGCCUUUUGGGAAAACUAAUGUAUUUAUUUAAGCAUUUUCCCCACCUGAACACGAUCAUCCCUCACUACUCACUCAGUACAUUAACUGACAACAAUUGAAGCGGUUACGUCAUGUGAACAAAAAAAAAUGCAAACAAUUAAAAGGCGUAAAAACACGAAGAGGAAAAA